AUACUUGGUGUAGUUGGUAACUUUAGAGCUUCACUUUCUGAUCUCAUGGGUUCAAUUCCUGCCUGUUCGUAUAUAGGCUAGUUAACCUAUGACUCUAUGAGAGGUACUGAUCUUGUUGAGUCAUUCUCCAUAACAAAAAAUAAUAAUAAUAAAUGUUGAUUUUCUCAAUAAUAUUUUAUUUUAUUUUUCUAUACAUAUAAGCGUUGGAUAUUACAUUUUUCAUAAUUUAGCUUUAGUUGAGUAGUUUAGCAAAUACGAAGUAGUAUCAAACAUCAAUUGAUGUAGCACUUGAAAAAAAAAAAAAAAAAAAAAAAAAACACAUAAUCACUUUGUACUACGGAGUACAACAUAUAGCCGAACGAAAAACUUAAAUCACCUCUCCAUAAACCCAACCCGCCAUAUAGAUUGCCUUAUGGCCCUUAUCAAACCGAAGUGAGCAGAAUUAGGCAAAUCCGCAAAUGGCUUAUACAAUAAUACAACUCACAAGUAAUUAAAUCAGCAAUCAAUUGAGAGUUUGAGACAUAAAAUUUUCGUUACAAAUGGCUUUUUAUUUUUGAAUAACCGGUAAAAUUCAACAACUCCACUUGUAACAAACGCCAUGUCUUCCUCUCCUCUGUUCACAUCCCAACCAUCACCACCCCUAACCAGCCGCACGGCCCGUACUCAAAACCUAUCUCCACCGUCGAGCCACCGCCCACCACCGGAAAAACUCGCAUUUUUGCUCGACAAAUGCAGGAAUCUCACCCAUUUACUCCAAAUCCACGCCGUAAUUCUCCGGCACGGCCACGAAAACAACCCCAUUUUGAACUUCAAGCUUCAAAAGACCUACUCUUCUGUUGGACAUCUUGACCGAUCUUUCUCUCUCUUCAAAAAGACAGCAAACCCAGAUGUAUAUUUAUACACUGCUAUCAUCAAUGCUCAUUCUUCUCGCGGAUUGCAUCUUCAGGCUUUUGAAUUAUAUGUUCAGAUGUUAACUCAAGGUGUUGAGCCCAAUGUCUUCACUUUCUCUUCCCUAUUGAAAUCUUGCUUGAUUAAAGAUGGGGUUUUGCUCCAUUCGCAAGCAAUUAGGUUUGGAUUUGAUGGGGAUUUGUUUGUAAGAACUGGAAUUUUGGAUGUGUAUGCUAAAGGUGGGGAUUUGGUUUCUGCACGCCAACUGUUCGACACAAUGCCUGAGAGAAGUUUGGUUGCAGUGACCGCGAUGCUAACUUGUUACGCAAAGCAUGGGCAUCUAGAUGAUGCUAGAGUGCUGUUUGAUGGGAUGGUGGAGAAGGAUGUGGUGUGUUGGAAUGUGAUGAUUGAUGGGUAUGCUCAACAUGGAAGGCCUAAUGAUGCAUUGGUGCUUUUUCAGAAAAUGUUGAAGGCGAAAUUGAAGCCUACCGAAAUUACUGUUUUAUCAGUAUUAUCUGCUUGUGGGCAACUUGGGGCACUUGAGUUAGGCAGAUGGGUUCAUUCUUACAUUGUAAAUAAUAGAAUUCAAGUUAAUGCUCAUGUGGGUACGGCUCUUAUCGAUAUGUAUGCUAAAUGUGGUAGUUUGGAGGAUGCGAGACUUGUGUUUGAUGGUGUAAAAGGGAAGGAUGUUGUUGUUUGGAAUUCGAUGCUUGUUGGGUAUGCAAUGCACGGGUUUAGCCAAGAGGCAUUGCAGUUGUUUGAUGAGUUGCGCGAGAAGGGAUUUCGCCCAACUGAUAUCACCUUUAUUGGUGUCCUGAAUGCUUGUGCUCAUGCUGGUUUGGUAUCCGAAGGGAAGGAGUUUUUUUCUCUGAUGAAGGAUGCUUACAGUCUUGAACCGAAGGUUGAGCAUUAUGGAUGUAUGGUAAAUCUUCUUGGGCGCGCUGGGCAUUUAGAGGAAGCUUACAACCUUAUCAAAGGCAUGAAUGCCGAUCCUGAUCCUGUUCUUUGGGGAACAUUGCUAGGUGCUUGCCGUCUACAUGGAAAUAAUUCUCUAGGAGAGGAAAUUGCCAAGUUUCUUGUCAGCAGAAACCUAGCAAGUGACGGGACAUAUGUUCUUCUAUCGAACAUAUAUGCAGGAGUAGGGGACUGGGAUGGUGUAGCCAAUGUGAGGGCCAUGAUGAAAGAGAGAGGGAUACAGAAGGAACCUGGUUGUAGUUCUAUUGAGGUGAAUAACAAGGUACAUGAGUUUCUUGCUGGAGAUUUGAGACAUCCAAAGAGCAAAGACAUCUAUAAGAUGUUAGAAGAGAUGUAUAAGUGGUUAAAAGAUCAUGGUUACUCCCCUCAGACAGAGACCGUACUACGUGAUGGUGGAGAGGAGGAGAAAGAGCAAUCUUUGGGAGUUCAUAGUGAGAGACUUGCUAUUGCCUUUGGCUUAAUUAGCACUUCUCCAGGAACUACAAUCAAGAUUGUGAAGAACCUUCGCGUAUGUUCAGAUUGUCAUGUAGUUACGAAGCUGAUCUCAAAGAUUACAGGACGCAAGAUAGUUGUGAGGGAUAGGAACCGAUUCCACCAUUUCGUAAAUGGCAUGUGUUCUUGUGGAGAUUAUUGGUAGUUAAGGAAGACCAUGAUUGAAGAGUUAAAAUUAUCAGAGUUGUUGUCUACUGUAUGAAAUUACUAGUAUAUAUACCAAAAUAUGAUCCUAAAUACAAA
Messenger RNA from Chenopodium quinoa (quinoa), 2598 nucleotides. RefSeq names its product pentatricopeptide repeat-containing protein ELI1, chloroplastic-like. NCBI's taxonomy places the organism in Eukaryota, Viridiplantae, Streptophyta, Magnoliopsida, Caryophyllales, Amaranthaceae. Gene Ontology annotation, molecular function: RNA binding; zinc ion binding; protein binding. The transcript has a single exon. The record is from RefSeq and is a predicted model, not a curated record. Gene Ontology annotation, biological process: RNA modification. The coding region runs from base 599 to 2500 and encodes 633 amino acids.